AAAAGAAUUCCAUCCAUCUCGAAUCUCGAAAAAUAACGCCAACAAGUUAUCACCAAGUAUCCAUAAGAAAUCCAAUUAAAUUCCCCCACAUAAUCCCAUGGAAAUUUUCUCCUUCAUUUAUUGGUUACGUCCCACGCAUUGGCGUACACUCGAAAAAAUUGAACUAAAACAUCACCCCCUCCCUCCAGCUGAUCACAUAUCAUCUCCCUGUGUUUAUCAAAAAUAAAGCGAACCCAGUGGCAUUCAAAUGUCAACGACGGAUUACUCCGCAACAUUGUCAUCAAUUCCAUCUUCGUUGAUGCAAUAAUAAAAACAAGUGACUGCAUUCCGUGGAAUUCUAGUGAAUUCCGUUGGCUGUCUAAAUCGGUAAAAAUAGAAUACACUUGACAGCAUGGGAAAUGUCCUCAAUAAUGGCGAGAACAAUGACGAUCUAGUGGACAUAUUGUGUCUGUUGCGGUACAUAAAGACAAAAAGAGUUGAAAGGGUUUUUCGGGCUGUUGACAGGGGCGAUUAUGUCCUUGCAUCUCACCGAGAUGGGGCUUACAAGGAUGUCUCGUGGAAAAUUGGCAAUAUUCAUUUGUCUGCACCGUGUGUUUACUCCCAGGUCAUGGAGGGCCUUUCACUGGAGGCUGGACUGAGUUUUCUCAAUGUGGGGUCAGGCACGGGGUACCUCAGCACCAUGGUAGGAUUAAUACUUGGUCGACAUGGGAUUAAUCAUGGAAUCGAAUUGAAUAAGGACUGCAUGGAGUACGCUUAUGAGAGGCUCGAGGAAUUCAAACGAAAAUCGUUGGCGUUGAAUGAGUUCGAUUUUUGCGAGCCAGUCUUUAUGCAUGGAAAUUUUCUGCGAGUAAUUCCUCAUCAACAGUACGACAGAGUGUACUGUGGUGCAGCUUGUCCAGAGUCUCACGAGGCCUUUAUAAAGCAGUUUGUAAAAAUUGGUGGAGUCCUGGUGAUGCCCUAUAAGGAUCACUUGUUGAGGAUUGAGCGAGUGGACACAGAUACCUGGAGGCACAAGGCAAUGCUUCCAGUGGCUUUCGCUGGUUUGGUCAUUCCCAAAGACGACGACCAAACGAUUCUCCAUUUACCUUUCUCAGAGCCCCUACUCCUUCAAGACCUCUGCCGAUGCUCCAUUCGUUCUCACCUGCGUGAUAUAAUCUGGCAGGAGCAUCCAGAGCUGGAGUCUAAGUAUCCAAUAACUUCGGACACGAGUAGACACCAAAGCCCCACCCCAAUUCUACCCUUGAAUAAUCAUGUGCAGUCUUACGAGGGCUCAGGCAGUCACAACUCGACUGAAGACGAGGAGGAAACAGGUACAUCUAGCAGGACUCGUCUCCUGGUUUACCUGGACGCGCUCACUCCAAAACCACCGUCGAGUCUUCCCGAAUUUGACGUCAGCGACGACGAGGAACAGGAAGACGUCAGAAAGUCCUCUGGUAGGACCAAAAAAAUUUCCAUUGACUCGAUGAAUUCAUCCUCGUCUUCAUCCUCCUCCUCCUCCGACCAAGAGAAGGAGAAGAUUCAUUGGGAAGGGGAAAUGGAGGAUGCUGAGGAGCUAAUGGUCGUUGACGAGACUGAAUCGAAUUCAAUUCCAAAUUCUCAUGAUGAUGAGUCAAAGGCAUUUUCCAAUGGAAACGAGCCCUUGUCCAGUGAACAAGAGGGACUGAGUGCAGAGCACUCCCAGAGGGAUAAAAAUGAGAGCUCGUGCGAUGUUGAACGUCUCCAGAGAUUGCUGGGUGAUGGGUCAAGCAGCACUGAUAAUCAUUUGUCACAAUCAGGAAGCAGUUCACCGAAUAAAAAUCGUGAGACCCAGGGUUGUGAGAGGUCUUUCAAAAGAGACAACCAGAAUAAAUCGGAUAAAUCACUGAAUGCUGGUGAGGGAACGAGCUCCGAGAGGUGUGACUUCCCGAGUCCAGCGAAAAAGAAGAAGUGGAGGAAGUUGUUGUCGAGGGAGGAACUCGAGGGGAACGUGGGCACAUCCAAGUGGUCCCCCACGAAUUCCAGGGACUCCAGCAGAACUGAUUCCAGCAAAGUCGAGACGCCAGACUGGAAUUCUCUGAUGAGCUUCAGCGAUGACGAGGACACGAGUGCCAAGACGUCGAGUAAAAAUCCAAAACUCAAUGGAAUUCACAAUUUCGUUUGGGAUUCACUGUUUGGUCUCGAUAUUCAUACGAGUGGAAAUGAGGGGCCAUCGUCUCAGUCUCAACAGUCACCGGAUAAUCCCAGAAAUGGACCUCAACAAGUAUUCGCUCAUAAUGUUCAUGCGAAUAACCUGGAGGAACAGAUGAGGAGGAAAAUUCGGGCACUACCCCUCCCCGUGUCUCUGCAGCGGUACAUAAAUUAUAACAGACCCCUGUAGGCUAGUCAAUGGGUACGAACCAACAAUAAAUUUAUAUCCUAAAUUUAUCAAGAUAACUGUACAAAUUUCCGGAAAUAAAAUACUACAAUUUUAUUUGUCAUGGA
Molecule: messenger RNA, 2460 nt
Organism: Fopius arisanus
Lineage: Eukaryota; Metazoa; Arthropoda; Insecta; Hymenoptera; Braconidae
Exons: 3
Coding region: 392-2356 (654 amino acids)
Biological process (GO): protein modification process
Cellular component (GO): cytoplasm
Molecular function (GO): protein-L-isoaspartate (D-aspartate) O-methyltransferase activity
Source: RefSeq, a predicted model, not a curated record